Messenger RNA from Trichophyton rubrum CBS 118892, 1048 nucleotides. Its product is annotated as meiotic recombination protein DLH1. The coding region runs from base 448 to 870 and encodes 140 amino acids. Gene Ontology annotation, molecular function: DNA strand exchange activity; double-stranded DNA binding; ATP-dependent DNA damage sensor activity. The record is from RefSeq and is a predicted model, not a curated record. Gene Ontology annotation, cellular component: condensed nuclear chromosome. Lineage: Eukaryota; Fungi; Ascomycota; Eurotiomycetes; Onygenales; Arthrodermataceae. The transcript has a single exon. Gene Ontology annotation, biological process: DNA strand invasion; DNA recombinase assembly; mitotic recombination.
UGAAGGUCAACGGCUUCUACACUGUUGCGGUAGAAUGCCCCCCUUGAGCUCCGAGCAUCAACUGUCGAAACUAACUAGUAAAAAUAUCUCUCCAGUCUGUCCAUGGAGCCACACGCAAGACGCUGCUGAAAAUCAAGGGAUUUAGCGAAGUGAAAGUCGAGAAGAUCAAGGAAGCCAUCCAAAAGUGUCAGGUAUGAAAAAGUGGCCUCUUUAAGUAUGGUGUAUUAUGAUAGGUUCUAAUUGGCAGCACGGCAGCCCUCUGCUUCUGGAUUCAUUACUGCCAUGGAGCUUGGGCAUCAGCGAAAGAGGGUAGUUAAAAUUUCAACAGGCAGCAAACAGUUUGACACCAUACUAGGAGGGUAUUAGCCAUACUUCUCUUAUGAAAUAAAGAAGAAGCCAAAACAAAAAAAGGCCCGAAACUGACGGCUCAGUAGGGGGUUUCAAAGCAUGAGCAUCAGCGAGGUAUACGGAGAGUUCCGGUGCGGCAAAACGCAGCUUUCACAUACGAUGUCCGUGAUCGCGCAGCUGCCCAAGGAUAUGGGUGGUGCAGAAGGCAAGGCAGCCUACAUCGAUACAGAAGGCACCUUUCGACCUGAGCGAAUUGCCCAGAUUGCGGAACGGUUUGGCGUUGACCCGGACUCAGCACUGGAGAACAUAUCAUACGCUCGAGCGCUGAACAGUGAGCACCAGCUAGAGCUGCUUAACACGCUAGCCAAGGAGUUUGCUAGCGGCGAGUACCGCCUGCUUAUCAUUGAUAGUAUCAUGAACUGUUUCCGGGUGGACUACUGUGGGCGAGGAGAGCUUGCAGACCGCCAGCAGAAACUGAACCAGUUCCUGAUGAAGCUGGCUCAUAUGGCAGAGGGUAUGUAGGGCCAAGGGUGAAGAUGAAAUUGAAGAUUAGUGAAAGCCAGCUAACUUCAAGUAUAAGAGUUCAAUGUCUGUGUCUUGAUGGUGAGAGCAAGAGUAGACCCGUCAAGGAGGCCAGUUAUGCCCAAGCGUGCCCGAACUGACCCGUACGUACUAUCAUAGACGAACCAAGUGCAGAGUG